This is a messenger RNA of Oppia nitens, 1986 nucleotides long. Its product is annotated as transmembrane protease serine 9-like. The transcript has 11 exons. The coding region runs from base 133 to 1986 and encodes 617 amino acids. Gene Ontology annotation, molecular function: serine-type endopeptidase activity. The record is from RefSeq and is a predicted model, not a curated record. Gene Ontology annotation, biological process: proteolysis. NCBI's taxonomy places the organism in Eukaryota, Metazoa, Arthropoda, Arachnida, Sarcoptiformes, Oppiidae.
CUACUAAUUUUUUGCUAAUUUUUAAACAGAUAUAAUUAUAACAAAUUAGUUAAUAAUAUCAUCCAUUUUUAAUAAAGUUUUACAUAUAUAUAUAGUGUACUAAAUAAUAUCCAAUUUAAUCUAUUAAUUGAGAUGUGCUCUAAAUUCUUAUUAGUUUUAAUUAUAACAAUAAUCUGCAUAAAUAUAAAAGUAAAUGAUGGCAGAAAAUACCAUAAAAAGUCAAUGGGAACCGAUAAAAGUUCAAUUAAUUACAAAAACUGCGGAAUAACUAAGAAAAAGGCCGGCAAUAUUGUUGGCGGCGAAAAAGCGGCUGAAUAUGAGUUCCCAUGGAUUGUAUCGUUUCAGAGACCAAAAGGCAACUUAAUGGUACACUUCUGCGGCGGUUCCAUAAUCAAUGACCGAUGGCUACUGACGGCGGCCCACUGUUUUCAAGGUGUAUUCAAUACGACGAUGAGAAAGAUGAAAGCUGUGGUGGGAACUACUCAAUGGGCAUCAAUUGGCACUAAUGGGGCCGCCUAUGAGUUUGAAGGGGUUUUUAAUCACGAAAAUUAUGAUCCGGAAGUCUAUGCCAAUGAUAUAUCGCUAAUCAAGACUAAAAAACCGAUUGAAUUUAGUGAUUCAAAAACCAUGUAUUUUAUCAAUAGUGUGUGCAUUAGUGAUGAAAAGACCAAACUUCCCGCUACGGCCACUGUUUACGGUUGGGGUUAUCUGAAAGAAGAAGGUGAGCCCAGUCCUGAUCUAAUGAAAGUAACGGUUUCCAAAUAUGACACAAAACUAUGUAACGAUGCCUAUCAAGAAUUUGUCGGCAACUUUACGCCCCAAAUGUUUUGCUAUAUGUCUCCCGGAAAAGAUUCGUGUAAAGGAGAUUCUGGUGGACCACUUACUGCAGUUAUGAAAAAAAAGGGUACCCAAAUAGGUAUUGUAUCAUUUGGACAUGGAUGUGCCCGACCUAAAACACCCGGUAUCUAUCAAGAGGUGGGCAAAUUUCAUGACUGGAUAGUCGAAACUAUUAACAAAUAUAAAUAUCACUUAAUAAUAAAAUCUAUGUUAUUUAAAUCUGCUAUCUUAUUGUUUUUAAUUAUAAAUCAAUGCUUAUUAAGCAAAAAAUCGGGAUAUUUGCCACUAGUAGGCAACAAUUUCACUAAAUCUGGAAAUGAUUUCUAUUAUCAAAAAAAGACUAUUACGACUACGAAUGUAUAUAAAGGUCCGUCAACACGAAUCAAUCCAUCAAAUUGUGGAAAAAUUGGUAUCUCUGGGAGGAUAGUGGGCGGCAAUGAAGCCGACAUACGAGACUUUCCGUGGAUGGUAUCGUUUCAAAAGACAAUAGGCUCCAAAUAUGAACACAUUUGUGGCGGAUCUAUCAUUAAUCCCCGAUGGAUACUAACAGCUGGUCAUUGUUUUUUCGGACAUAAACAUUCAUUGGGUAAAAUUCGCGCAAUGGUUGGAUCAACAAAUUUAAAUGAUACCAAUGAAGGAAACACAUACAACAUAGAAAAACUGGUUAUUCAUGAAAACUUUGAACGAAUAAACUAUAACAAUGAUAUUGCAUUAAUUAAAGUUAAACACCCGAUUGAGUAUAAGAACAAUGGUGCCAAUCAUUUUGUUAACUGUGUUUGUCUACCGGCACCUAAUGAUAAUCCACCGAAAAAUGUCAGAGUUUACGGAUGGGGACGGUUAGGUCAGUUUGAUUCUGUGAGUAAAGUGCUGAUGAAAGUGAAUCUACAAAAGUCAGAUACUAGUAAAUGCAAUGAUGUCUAUAGGAAAUAUGUGGGACAGUUUACCAAAGAGAUGAUAUGCUACACAAACCCGGGUAAAGAUGCCUGUCAGGGUGAUUCUGGUGGACCACUAUCAGCCAUUGUCAAUGAAAAAGAGUAUCAAUUUGGUAUCGUUUCAUUUGGCCAGGGAUGCAAUGAAAACAACUAUCCCGGUGUUUAUACAAAUGUUGCACUUUAUAGAGAUUGGAUUAUUAAAACUAUCAAAAAAUAA